AUGGCGGGCGGGCCGCCCGUGCUGCUGGGGCUGCGCGACGCCGCCAUGGCGGGGCCGGGCCCGGCCGGGCCGCUCCCCGCAUGGGCCACCAACAAGCUGGGCGGCACCGCGGACUGGGUGCCGAAGGUGCGGGCGGCCCCGCCGCGUUGCGCGCGGUGCGGGCGGGCGCUGCUGCUGCUGGUGCAGGUGUACUGCCCGCUGGAGGCCAGCCCCGGGCACCGCGCCCUCCACGUGUUCGCCUGCGCCGCGCCGCGCUGCUGGGGAGCGGCCUGCAGCUGGAAGGUGCUGCGCUCCCAGUACUCGGAGGCCCAGGAUAAACAAACCCGAGAUCUCUGCAUCAAGCAGAAGCAAGAAUCAAACUUUGCUGCUGAGGAUUGGUGUGAAGAUGCAGAUGACUGGGGAGCCUGUGAUGGAGCAGAGCCUCCUGCAUGUGCUUCCCUUGAACUUCUUGGCCUAAAGGAAGCUGUGAGCAGCGAGGCGGAAUGUGUAUCCCAGCUCCAACAGCUCCACCUGUCUGAGCCUGCCUGUGGCCCAGGUCCCCAGGACACACAUCCUGCAGCCAGUGAAGAGAUGGUGAUGGCAAUGGCUGGUUCAGCUCCAGUGUUCCAGCCCUUCUACAUUAAUGUUGUGGAUGAGGAAGACUACAUGGGUUUCCUUGAUACACAUCAUGUAGAUAAGCUACUGAAGGAGUAUCAACAGAGAGAGUGUGUUGAUUUGGAACAGAUGAUGUCAGAAAGUUUUGCAGGUGAAGAUGGUAAUGAAAAAUAUGAGAAGAGUGGAGUCAAAAGCUGGGACCACACAUUCCAUAAAUUCAUGAAAAGAAUAUCUAUGUGUCCUGAACAGAUUCUAAGAUACUCUUGGGGUGGCCAGCCUUUAUUCAUCACGUGUCCUGCAGCCAACCUGGACCAGGGUAUUCCUGCCUGCAGUUACUGUGGAAGCAGCAGAGUGUUUGAGUUCCAGCUGAUGCCCACGCUGGUCAGCAUGCUCCAGAGUGACUCAGAUCUGUCUGUGGAAUUUGGAACUGUUAUAGUUUACACAUGUGAGAGAAGCUGUUGGCCAACAAAUCAUCAAACCCCUCUUGAAGAAUUUAUUUUUGUACAAGAAGACCCGGAUCAGAGAUUAUUUAAAUAAAUUGUAUUUCUCUGCAUAGAUGAAAACUCUGUUGGGGUAUUUUCGUUUCUUUUGCUACAUGUAUGUAAUUACAUGACAGAAUUUUCCUCAGAUGUGGUACAUUAAAUUGUUUGAUGGCAUUGUGCUUAUUUCCAAGAAUAACUGAUUGAAAGAUGUUAGCAUGCCUCUAAAAUGUGGCAAAAUUUACAUACCUUGGUUACAUGUGGAAAUUAAAGUGUAGACAUUGCUUCACAAUCUAA
This is a messenger RNA of Hirundo rustica (Barn swallow), 1370 nucleotides long. RefSeq names its product programmed cell death 2 like (gene PDCD2L). NCBI's taxonomy places the organism in Eukaryota, Metazoa, Chordata, Aves, Passeriformes, Hirundinidae. The transcript is spliced from 7 exons. The record is from RefSeq and is a predicted model, not a curated record. Bases 1 to 1131 code for a protein of 376 amino acids. Gene Ontology annotation, cellular component: cytoplasm.